AUGGCGAAAAAUACGUUUAGUUCAGCGUUUAGAAAAAUCGACGUCGACCAGUAUUGCGAGGACAAUUACAAGGAGGACGAAGUUGACCAGGUGGGGCCGCAAGGGCCCGACGAAAACGACGUGAAGAACCUACUUUCAAAAUAUCCUUUUUAUGCUAUAGAUAAUGGAAAAGUUAUAGACGCGCUGAAACUAGUAUUAGCCAAUGCUCCAUUAGGAUGUAAAAAUCAACAAAUUAAGGAAAACGCUUUGAACCUCACCUUAAAAGUACUCCUCUCCAUCAAACCCUCGCAAAUAGAAGAGGCAGUCAAUUCUCUAGACAUGGAUCUACUAGACGUUUUAAUGAAAUACGUUUAUAAAGGAUUCGAGAAUCCGUCGGAAGGAAGCAGCGGACACUUACUUGUAUGGCACGAAAAAGUUUACAGCAUCGGCGGUGUUGGUUGUAUUGAAUAUCUAUUAGAAAACGUAUCGACGUUUACCCUCAACCAAAUCUGGAAACACUUGUCCGAUGAAUUGAAAAAAGACGAAGAACUCCAAAGUCGUCUGCCAUGUCUUGAACACUAUAACCGCGACGACGCGAUUAUGCACAUUGAUGGACCGCCACCAGCAAAAUACCGUUGCUUGAUGUGCAGAAAUGUCAACAGACAAGAAAGAAAUAUUGAUAGAGGUUCUAGAUCUUUACGAUAA
This is a messenger RNA of Ceutorhynchus assimilis (cabbage seed weevil), 684 nucleotides long. Lineage: Eukaryota; Metazoa; Arthropoda; Insecta; Coleoptera; Curculionidae. The record is from the annotation of a GenBank genome assembly.